Molecule: messenger RNA, 2613 nt
Organism: Pyricularia oryzae 70-15
Lineage: Eukaryota; Fungi; Ascomycota; Sordariomycetes; Magnaporthales; Pyriculariaceae
Product: 4-coumarate-CoA ligase 1
Exons: 7
Coding region: 226-1962 (578 amino acids)
Molecular function (GO): CoA-ligase activity
Source: RefSeq, a predicted model, not a curated record
ACACACAAAAAAGAGUCGUGUCCCAGCAGUAGGCUUUUUUUGUGCGAGAGGCCGUGCGGGCUGUGUUUGGUUCCCUUUCCCUUUUUUCCCUCUUCCACCUGGGCUUGCAUUGAUUAAUUACUUUAUUUAUUCUUUCAAGCUUGUUCCCUGCCAGUGUCUGAACUGUACAUCAAACGUAUCUAGACAUUUACCUACCUACGUAUACAUAUCUGUAAACCAGCAAAUAUGGUCUUUUUUCCGCCGGAGUACAUUCCGAAACUGCCGUUCGACCCCCCGGACUCCAUGACCAUUGAGGAGUUCAUUAAAAAUGAAACAUGCGGCCGUCGACCUUUGGCCGAGAGCAGGAAUCCCUUCACCUGUGGCUUGACCGGCAAGACGUACAGCAUCUUACAGGUCCAACAGCGGACCGACUUUCUCUCGAGAGCUCUGGGCAAGAGGAUGGGCUGGUCUCCCAACCAGGACACACCCUGGGAAAAGGUGGUUGGGAUAUUCUCGGCAAACACGAUUGAUUAUCAAACCGUCGCCUACGCGGUGCACAGGCUAAACGGCAUCGUGACGCCGGCCAACGCCGUGUACUCGGUCCCGGAGCUGGCGCACCAGCUCAAGUCGUCGGGGGCCUCGGCCCUCGUGACGUGCGCGCUGCUCCUCGACACGGCGCUGGCCGCCGCCAAGGAGGCCGGCAUAGCCCGGGACAAGAUCUUUGUCAUGUGGAUGCCCGGGCCCGCACCCUCGACGCCCGUGGUCUCGGUCGACGACCUCAUCCGGGAGGGCAGCAGCCUGCCGCAGCUGGAGCGGCUCAGGUGGGCAAGGGGCACCGGCGCACGCCAGACGGCUUUCCUCUGCUACUCGAGCGGCACGUCGGGCCUGCCCAAGGCCGUCAUGAUCUCGCACCGCAACGUCAUCGCCAACGUGCUCCAGUACAACGUCUUUGACGGGCCCAGCCUCGCCAAGAGGGGCGUCACCACGCAGGCCAUCUUGGGGCUCCUGCCGUUUAGCCACAUCUACGCCCUGGUCGUCAUCAACCACGCCGGCACCUGGAGGGGCGAUGAGAUCAUCACCCUGCCCAAGUUUGAGCUGGCCACCUUUCUCGGGGCGAUCCAAAAGUUCAAGAUUUCAAUGCUUUAUCUGGUCCCGCCAAUCAUCAUCCAGAUGGUCAAGAACCACGACAAGCUAAAGCAAUACGAUCUGAGCAGCGUGCACAGCGUCUUCAGCGGCGCGGCCCCCCUGGGCGAGGAGACGGUCGGGAACCUCAACAAGAUCUACCCCGACUGGGUCGUCGUGCAGGGCUACGGCAUGACGGAGACGGCAACGGUGGUGUCCGGCACCAGCGAAGACGACAUCUACACGCGGUCGUCGGGCUCGCUUCUGCCGGGGGUCAAGGCCAAGGUCAUGGAUCCCAACGGCAACGAGGUCACGCAGCUCGACACGCCUGGUGAGCUCUGGGUCCAGUCGCCAUCCGUCACGCUCGGCUAUCUCAACAACGAGAAGGCGACGCACGAGACGUUUGUGUGGGACGAGGACGGUCGCUGGAUCCGGACGGGCGACGAGGUGCUCUUUACGCUGUCGCCGGGUGGUAAUGAGCACCUGGUCAUCCUGGACCGGAUAAAGGAAUUGAUCAAGGUCAAGAGACACCAAGUCGCACCCGCCGAGCUGGAAGCACACCUCCUCGACCACCCAGCCGUCGAGGACUGCAGCGUCAUCCAGAUACCCGACGACCACUCGGGCGAAGUCCCCAAGGCAUUUGUGGUCAAGAACGCCGCCUACAGCAAGGGCAAGUCGGACAAUGACCUGGCCAGGGAGAUUGAGAAGCACGUCGAGGAGCACAAGGCCUCGUACAAGUGGCUGCGUGGAGGCGUCGAGUUCGUCGCCGAGAUCCCAAAGAGCCCGUCGGGCAAGAUCCUGAGGAGGCUGCUGCGGGACAGGGAAAAGGAGAAGAGGCGGAGUCAGGGCUCCAAGUUGUAGGACACUUGCUUGUGUCGAUUCCUCGUUUGUACAUACAAGAUCUGGUAGUCUCGCUCCUCGAGGGUCACGCAACCGAUUUCGAUUUCGUCCAAAUUUUGACUUUUCUUCUUCUUCUUCUCAGUAAAAUAUGUUUCCGUCCUUUCAAUCGGAACUGCCAGAGUUAUUUUUGUAUCAAGUAUUUUCCGCCACUCCACUCUGUUCCCGGUCCACUACCACGUUUGAGAACGGGAACUGAUGCAACAUUGUUUCCGCCGAGGUUCUGGAAUCUGGGCAAGCAUGCAUCUCGCGCGCGCGUGCGCUUUGUGCUCUGGGGGGAAAAUUAAAAAUCGUGCUAAAACCAGUAAAUUACACGGUUCAAGCUGUCGAUUGAGACCUUUGAAAAAAAAAAAAAAAAAAAAAAAGCCGCGCGGUUGUUGGUCAUUGACUUGCAGCUUUCACCUUGGUAAAAUCACAAAGGGAGACGGACAGGGUCCAAGGUUCCACCAACCCAAAACCACAGAGUCGCGAACCCCCCCUACAGCACAUGGGGUUUUGGCUAAAACACGCACCUCUUUAUGGUUAAAACAGACUUCUGCCGAGUGUCACACAAACGCUCAUCUUACAAACCCAGCUUGUUGCACCAGAGCACUCUUUCCCCGAUCUGACUUGAUU